AUGUUCAACCCAAACUUUUACGACCAAGACGAUCCCAUGGCCAUGUAUCAGUCCUUGGCUGCUCGCCGCGGCGGCGCUCCUAGGCGUUUUGACGAGUACUUCCGAUGCUAUCCCAUCGUUAUGCUGCCUGGCCCAGAGCGCCACGAGGCAAACCACGGCGGCAAAGUGUUCCUCCCUCCCAGCGCUCUCGACAAGCUCACCAGGCUGCACAUAUCAUAUCCUAUGAUCUUCGAGCUCAUAAACGGCAAAGCAGACGGGAAGAAGUCACAUGCAGGUGUAUUGGAGUUCAUAGCGGAAGAGGGCAAGAUCUACCUGCCAUACUGGCUCAUGGAGACGCUACAGCUGGAACCUGGCGACCUGCUACAAGUGAAAUCGACAGAUAUACCGCUCGGUUCCUUCAUCAAGCUACAACCUCAAGACUCUUCCUUCCUCGAAAUCUCCGAUCCCAAAGCCGUUCUCGAGAAUGCAUUCCGGAACUUCUCUUGCCUCACUGUAGGCGACAUAUUCACCUUCUCGUACAACGACAACGUAUACAGUAUAGCCGUAUUGGAAGCCAAGCCAGAGCACUCAAGCAAGGCCGUAUGCACCAUCGAGACCGAUCUGUCAGUCGACUUCGCUCCACCAGUAGGCUACCAAGAGCCGCAGAGAACGAGUGGCACAAGCACACCGCGCAGCGUCAUGGCCGGCAAGGGCGGCACACUUCACGCCCACGGCACCAUGGCAGAGGCGAUCAACUACGCCGCCAUUGCCCCAUCGUCCACAACUGCCGCAAAUGGAGCCAAAGCCACCUCCUCGAAUUUCCUCACCACCGGCCACAAGUUGCUCAAGAAAGGCAGCAAGGCGCCUACACCCCAAGCCUCCACACCCGUCGCAGGACAAUCAUCAAACCCGCCUCCUACGGUACGGCGUACCAACGGCCCGCAGCCGCUCAGGCUACCGCCCAACAAACUGUUCUUCGGGUACGAGAUCAAGCCGCUCAAGGGUAAGGAGGAGGAAGGCGAGCAGAAGGAAUCAAAACACUUUGAGGGUGCCGGGCAAUCACUGCGCAAGAAGAAGGGUGAUAAAUGA
Molecule: messenger RNA, 1068 nt
Organism: Alternaria burnsii
Lineage: Eukaryota; Fungi; Ascomycota; Dothideomycetes; Pleosporales; Pleosporaceae
Product: ubiquitin fusion degradation protein
Exons: 2
Coding region: 1-1068 (355 amino acids)
Cellular component (GO): VCP-NPL4-UFD1 AAA ATPase complex
Molecular function (GO): polyubiquitin modification-dependent protein binding
Source: RefSeq, a predicted model, not a curated record